ACGCGGUGGCCAUGUUUUACCUACGACGGUGCUGCGCGCUCGCUCAAGUCUUUAAAUAAUGUAACCUAUACAACGUAUGGUCGAAAUGUCCCUCAAGAAGCGCUUAUAGCUGUACCGCCGUCGAAUUUGUGAGUUUGUUUGUUGCCGAACCCCUAUGGUAAUUCGAGAUAAGACGAAACUAUUGUUGUUGACCAUUGUCGGAUCGAUAAAAAGGGAAAAAAGUGCGCGAGUGUGUAUGCGACGGAACCAUAGAGAUAGGGGUGAAGUGACAGGACGUUAAGUUUUCGCAUUGCAAUCCAUAAUGGAGUAGAGAAAAGUCAGGCUUGUCUGGAAUUAUCUCACAUCUGUCCCGUCGGCCAUCUUAGGCACGUUUUUCUUCCGAAAGUGGUAAAUCUAAUGCUUCAAACUGUUCGGGGACGUGGAGAGAGUUUACCACCCUUUCGAGUUGACUAACAGGCUCUCGAGAGUAUUUCCUGGGACGUCCCUGGCCAGCUUUCACCGAGCCACCGGAUCAGGGUCUUCCACCGGGGUAGCUUGGUGGUCCAUGAUGAACGGAGGUCUGUACGAGGAGAGCCCACCCCCAGCGCCCCAAAGCGCGGCCACGCCGAUCAGCAACAGCGGUAUGACUAGUCCGGCUUCUGUAGCACCUCCAGCGGCCACCACGUCGGCUACGUCCAGCUCGUCGCCGGCCAGUGUCACCAGCAACAGCGGUGGUUCAGCCGGUCCCCUUCAAAUCCCAGCCAAAAGGCUCAGUUCUGUGUACGGAGACUGUCCGGAACCCGGCGUCAUCCGGCAUUCCCAUCACAGCCAACCCUGGAACUAUUCCCCCUCGGAAAACCACCACGCUGGCAGUGGUGCCUUCGACGUCGGUCUCAACCACCACCAGUACGCCAACACCCCGACUUACUACAACCUGGCGUCGGAUCCAACGGCGUCUAGGGACUCCAGGAAGGCGGCUUCCUUGUCCCUUUGGUCCCCGAUGGCCACGGCCACGGGGGUGACGCCGAAAUACGAGUAUUCCAGUGUGCCGUCUGCGGGUCCCAGUGCGGACCCUUCAGUGUCCUCCUGCCAUCAGAACUUCUCGUCGCCUGGGUGGUGCGGUUAUUCGCCGUACACGACGGGGUCCAGGCAUCAUGUGGACGCUCAUCAGGCCGUUCCUUAUCUUCCCUCAGACGACCGGGGCAGAGCCGUCGCUGCCAUGGCCGAGGGCGCUUCUUUUGCUCACGCACACGACGGCGGCUACGGACUCAGGAACUACGGCUCGGAACCGGUUCCGUCGACCCCCUACCCUCCUCCAGUUAUGUGGGGAUCCUCCCCAUCCCCCUUUUUUUCCUCAGGUUCCCUUGGAUCAAUGGGAGUCAGUGUACCCUGCGGCGGAUCCACCAACCCCCUGGAGUGGACGGGCCAGGUGACGGUUCGAAAAAAACGCAAGCCCUACUCCAAGUUCCAGACGUUAGAGCUGGAGAAGGAGUUCCUCUUCAACGCGUACGUCUCCAAGCAGAAACGCUGGGAGCUGGCGAGGAACCUCAACCUGACCGAGAGGCAGGUGAAGAUCUGGUUCCAGAACAGGAGGAUGAAGAACAAGAAGAACUCCCAGAGGCAGGCGAGCCAGGCGCAGAAUAACAACAAUUCGGUGACGAACAACCAGAACCACCUGCCCAAUCACCAUCACCACCUGCAGCACCACGUAGUCAACCACCACGUCCCGCCAAAUGGGGCUCUCAAACAUCACCAGUGACCAAUGGGGUUCUCAGGGAUGGUCUUGGGUCAUCACCACAACCAGGGUCUGAUGACCUAGGCUGCAUCUCCUCUCAAUGUGUCAAAACUUAGAGUUGUAAGACUAAAAGUUCAUAUAAGAGGGAUAAACCGAGUGGACUCUACUACACCCUUAGAUGAACAAGUUCUUUGCAGUGCCAAAGAGAUAGUUAGGUUGAAUUUGUAAAUCAGAACUUGCGAGACUUUCAUUUCGAAUUUCUGGGCUUGUGCAAAUCUUUUUUCUCAAAGUGCGAAGUAAGUACUUUUGUUAAGUGACGAAGUAUUUUCAUUUGCAGCAUGUAAGAAUUCAAAAUGUACAUAAAUUUGACUGUCUUUGUAUUAGAUUGUAACUGAAUGGUACUAUGUAAUCCAUGUUUCUGUAGUUCAAUGUGUAUAGUAAAUUAUUGCAGGAGAUUGACACCUGUCGGCCAUAUAUUUCAAUCUUUUCUGUUCUACUGUUACUCUUUAGCCUUUUCUCGAAUUAUAUGAAUGUUAUCCUGUGAGUGUGUAAAUAUUCAUCACUAAAAAAGGAGCUUCUAAAAAAAAUUGUCGAAUGAAUCAUUUUUUUGGGUUCGUAUACACAUUCUUCCAGACCUAACCAACGAAUGUAUGAUAAAACAGGACGAUUUGUAUGUUUCGAGAAAGGCCCUGCUUUAAUGUAUAUAUAAUAAUUAAAUACUCUUUAGGUACCUGUAAACAUGUGGCUUGUUGUAUACGGAUAAGGCAAGAUUUCAUUUUCGUCACGAAGAAAAAAACUACAUUGCUGCUGAAUGUAACUCCACUUGUAACAUACUUGAAAGGGAAAACCUUCUCUAGAAAUCCGAAUUUAAUAAUUAAUGACUAAUUAUAAAAAAAAACUAUGUACUUAUCGAAACUUGAAAUGUUAGGUUUUUCGUGAAUGUAAUUGAUAAGAAAAUUUCUGAAAUUAUGACUAUGUAAAUAAAUCUCUGUAUAAUUUCGAAAUGUUGAUAGGCAAAUUGAAUGUUUUCUAUCAUCUUCUUUCAGUCAUGUUUGAACCCAAAAAUUUAACUGUUGGAAAUGUAAGAUUUCUUUCGUCGAUUUCCAGAAAAAAGCUGUUUAUGUUACGCAAUCUUCUCGUCUUUCACAAAACGAAUUAAGUUUUAUUUAUUCAUUAUGUUUUGCGGUUUGUUUAUCGUUCAAUUUUCGAACAUGAUUUUGUACCUAUGCAGAUUUUAUUAUGACUUUGUAUUUUUAAUUGUUGUGUUCAGAAAUACAUAUUGUUGUUUUUAUAUAUGUAUAUGUAUACACAUGAAUAUUAUUAAGUCUCAGUAAAUGUGUUUUAUAAACAUCCAUUUAUAUUUUGUUUUAUAUUGUAAACUGUAAGUUAAACUCUACUAAUAAAGAGUUCAAUUAUUA
Coccinella septempunctata (seven-spotted ladybird) is the source of this 3132-nucleotide messenger RNA. It is a transcript of the gene Abd-B, whose product is annotated as homeobox protein abdominal-B. The record is from RefSeq and is a predicted model, not a curated record. The coding region runs from base 545 to 1738 and encodes 397 amino acids. The transcript has 6 exons. NCBI's taxonomy places the organism in Eukaryota, Metazoa, Arthropoda, Insecta, Coleoptera, Coccinellidae. Gene Ontology annotation, molecular function: RNA polymerase II cis-regulatory region sequence-specific DNA binding; DNA-binding transcription factor activity, RNA polymerase II-specific. Gene Ontology annotation, biological process: regulation of transcription by RNA polymerase II. Gene Ontology annotation, cellular component: nucleus.